This is a messenger RNA of Micromonas pusilla CCMP1545, 1718 nucleotides long. RefSeq lists its product as uncharacterized. Gene Ontology annotation, biological process: nuclear-transcribed mRNA catabolic process, nonsense-mediated decay; protein phosphorylation. The annotation marks the transcript as partial. The record is from RefSeq and is a predicted model, not a curated record. Gene Ontology annotation, molecular function: protein serine/threonine kinase activity. Gene Ontology annotation, cellular component: nucleus. The transcript is spliced from 2 exons. Lineage: Eukaryota; Viridiplantae; Chlorophyta; Mamiellophyceae; Mamiellales; Mamiellaceae.
AUGGCGAGGCUCGCGAGAGGGCUCCAAAGGAAGCGCGAGCUGCGCUUGAAGGACGUCUCGCCCGCGUUGGCCGCGCUGAAAGGCCGCGUCACGCACACGCCCAUGCCCGGAACGGAGCUCGACGCGUCCGCCGUCGCCGUCGUCUCCGUGCGCGAGCGCGUCACGACGCUCCCGACGAAGACGCGUCCGAAGCGCGUCGUGCUCCUCGGCUCGGACGGCGUCGAGCGCGCGUUUUUACUCAAAGGCCACGAAGACUUGCGCCUCGACGAACGCGCGAUGCGCGCGCUUCGAGCCGUCAACGCGACGCUCGCGAACGACGCCGACGCGAGGAGACGACGGCUGUGCGCGCGCGAGUACUCCGUGACGCCGCUCGUCGGGUACGGCGGUCUGAUUCAGUGGGUCGAGCGCGCGACGCCGCUCAGCGCGAUGUUCGGCGGGUGGCAGCGCCGGACGCGCGCGGCGAACGCGCUUCCGCCGCCGGGCGCGCCGGAGGAGGGGAACGCGGGAUUGCCGUCGACGGCGUCGCGGCGGCACUGGCCGAAAACGGCGCUCCGAGAGACGUUACGGGUGUUAUCUUCGGAGGUGCCGAUCGAUUUGUUGCGACGCGAACUGUGGAGCAACGCCCCGUGCGUCGCCUCGACGACGUCGAAGACGACCGCGCACGCGCGGUCCGUCGCCGUCGCGAGCGUGUUCGGCCACCUCAUCGGAUUAGGCGACCGUCACCUGGACAACGUUCUCGUCGACUUAGCCACCGGGGACGUCGUCCACAUCGACUACAACGUCGCGUUCGACCGCGGGUUAACGCUGCCGGUGCCGGAGAGAGUGCCGUUUCGGUUGACGCCGUCGAUGGUACACGCGCUCGGUCCGUUCGGGACGCGCGGACCGUUCCAAGUCGCGAUGGAGAUCACGCUGCGAGCGCUUCGCGAGCGACGCGGCCGGGAGGUUUUACUCGGCUCGCUGGAAGCGUUCGCGCGAGACCCGCUGUCGGAGUGGACCGAGGAAGGCGGCGGAAUCGCGCGGAACACGCAUCUGAAGCAGCGCGACGCGGCGAACGAGCACAAAUCGUUAGAGGCGGCGGCGGGGCUGACGUUGUUCGCGUCCCGCGCGCGCGGGGAGAUGAAAGCCGGGCUCGACGCCGCCGCGGAGGUUAUGCGCGGGUUGGACGUCGACGCGGACGUGGCCGUCGUCACCGUCGGCGUCGCCGCGUCCGACGCGGCGGCCUUCGCCUCGGCGGCGGCGGCGGCGACCGCCGCCGCCGAGGACGCGUUCCGCGCCGCCGCCGCCGCCGCGGCAGCCUCCGACGCCGCGUCCGACGCGGAGGAGUUCUCGCAUCAGGCGGCGGCGACGGCGCGCGCGAGCGUCGCCGCCGCGUCCGCGGCGAUCGCGGACGCGACGGCGGACGCGGCGGCGCGCGCGGACAAGCACGCGAGCGUCCUCGCGCGCCUCGCCGCCGGCGCCGAGCUCGCCGUCCUCCGCGAGACGCGCACGCCGCCGCUGCCGCUGCCGCUGCCGGAGGCGCUGCCGCUGCCCCACGAGCUCCGAGCCGCCGUCGCGGACGCGGACGCGGAGGGCGCGCGCGUCUUGAUCGAUCGCGACCGCGCCGUCGCGCGCGCCACGGAGGCGCUGACGGCGUACGCGUCGUUCCUCGAGCGGCGCUUGCCGCCGUCGUACGCGCGCACGGAUCGGAGACGCGCGUGGGCGGACGCGCUGUCGACCGC